UAAAAGAAAUCUCCAAUUCGCCAAAUCGCAGUCUUCGUCGUUGAUGGUCUGUCUGUGUGCGUCCCACCCUUGAAUAAUAUAAAAUGGUCACACUAAAGGCACUUUAGAGAAGGAAAUAGUGUAAGCAUUAUUUAAACAAUGGUCGAAGCUAAUACCGCAAGCGCAAAAUAUAACCAAAUAAUUCCUGGUGGCAUGGUGUAACACUAAUUAAACAAACCCUGUAACUCAGAAAGUAUGGAUGGAGAUAAUGAUACGCCACCCAUUAAAAUCGAACCGAAACAAGAAGCAGAAAUCGAUUCCUUUCUGCAGGGACACAUUUCCGUCAACAACCAAGUUUUGGUGACGGUAAAGGAAGAAGUUACCAUUAGUACACUGUGUUCUAAAUCUCUUGAUAAUGAAGAAGUACAGCUAUUGGCGUUUUCCCCUCACGGCUCUUGGAUCACGUGACCGCCCUAGACCAAUAACAGAAAUCCCCAAUUCAUCUGAUAAUUUCAGUCGCACGAAAAGUGUCUAAGCCCGUGGAUAGCCUGUGGUCUUGAGCCACAUCUAAGCUAAUACCGCACAGCGCAAAAAUUACUGGUGGUAUGGAAUAGCUUUUAUUAAACAAACUCUGUAACUUGAAAGUAUGGAUGGAGAUAAUGACACAGGACCAAUUAAAAUCGAACCAAAACAAGAAGAAGAAAUCCAUUCCUUUCUCCAGAGACACAUUUCACUAUUGGCGUUUCCCCUCACGGCUCUUGGAUCACGUGACCGCCCUAGACCAAUAACAGAAAUCCAAUUCAUCUAAUAAUCUCAGUCGCACGGAAAGUGUCUAAGCCCGUGGAUAGCAUGUGGUCUUCUAAUACCGCACAGCGCAAAAAUUACUGGUGGUGUGGAAUAGCUUUUAUUAAACAAACUCUGUAACUUAGAAAGUAUGGAUGGAGAUAAUGACACAACACCAAUUAAAAUCGAACCAAAACAAGAAGAAGAAAUCCAUUCCUUUCUCCAGAGACACAUUUCAGUAAGUAACGAAGUUUUGGUUACGGUCAAGGAUGAAGUUACCAUUAGUACACUGUGUUCUAAAUCUCUUGAUAAUGAAGCACAGGCACACUCUGACUUUCAACAUGACUUUUUACCUCAGUGUAAAACAGAAUCUAAAGAUUUCAAAUGUGCUGAUUGUGAUUAUGAGACAAAUAGUAAAAUGUACUUUAAACGUCACCUUAGAAAACAUGAAGCGAGACAUAAAGUUUCUAAGGAUUUGAAAUGUGCCGAUUGUGAUUAUGAGACAAAUUAUAAAAGCAACUUCAAACAACAUCUUUUAAAACAUAAAGUUUCUAAGGAUUUUACAUGUGCUCAUUGUCAGUAUGGCACAAAUAUUAAACACCACUUCAAACGACAUCUUUUAAAACAUAAAGUUUCUAAGGAUUUUACAUGUGCUCAUUGUCAGUAUGGCACAAAUAUUAAACACCACUUCAAACGACAUCUUUUAAACCAUAAGGUUUCUAAGGAUUUUCAAUGUGUUAAUUGCCAUUAUGGGACAAAUGUUAAAGACAACUUCAAACAGCAUCUUUUAAAACAUAAAGUUUCUAAGGAUUUUAAAUGUGCUCAGUGUGAUUUUGAGACAAACUAUAAAGCUGUUCUUAAAAAACACCUUUUAAAACAUAAUGUUAAUACGAAUUUGAAAUGUGAUGAUUGUGAUUAUGAGGCAAAUAGUAAAAUGUACUUUAAAAGACACCUUAGGAAACAUGAAGCGAAACAUAAAGUCCCCAAGGAUUUUAAAUGUGCUAAUUGUGAUUAUGAGACAAACUAUAAAGCUACUCUGAAAAAACACCUUUUAAAACAUAACAUUAGUAAGGAUUUGAAAUGUGCUGAUUGUGAUUAUGAGACAAAUACUAAAAUCGGUCUAGCCUCUUUAUAG
Molecule: messenger RNA, 1897 nt
Organism: Photinus pyralis (common eastern firefly)
Lineage: Eukaryota; Metazoa; Arthropoda; Insecta; Coleoptera; Lampyridae
Product: RE1-silencing transcription factor B-like
Exons: 7
Coding region: 914-1897 (327 amino acids)
Biological process (GO): regulation of transcription by RNA polymerase II
Cellular component (GO): nucleus
Molecular function (GO): DNA-binding transcription factor activity, RNA polymerase II-specific; RNA polymerase II transcription regulatory region sequence-specific DNA binding
Source: RefSeq, a predicted model, not a curated record